Phoenix dactylifera (date palm) is the source of this 2347-nucleotide messenger RNA. RefSeq names its product putative serine/threonine-protein kinase PBL19. Gene Ontology annotation, molecular function: protein kinase activity; ATP binding. Gene Ontology annotation, biological process: protein phosphorylation. Lineage: Eukaryota; Viridiplantae; Streptophyta; Magnoliopsida; Arecales; Arecaceae. The record is from RefSeq and is a predicted model, not a curated record.
CAUCGAUUCGCAUAAAAAAGGAGCCACCUUUGCGUCCUUGCGUCCUUCCCUCUCCCUUAAAACCCAAAGAGGAGGGGGGGAAUUGGAGAAAACAAGGUGAAAAAUUUCAUCAUUUCUUUGGCGAAUGCUGUCACGAUAGAAUGGAAAAGAGCCGGGGGGAGAGAAAGGACUCACGGGAGAGGUUUCCUUGUGGGGUCUUGGAGGAAACUCAGCAGUCGGUAGUCUAUAGAGAGAGGGAGAGGGGAUAGGAGACCAACGAGGUCAGAGCUUUCCAAGUCCUCUCUCAAGCUGUCGAGUUGCGGUGGGUGAAGAGAAAGGGACGCUGGGGAGAAGGAGAGGCAGGGGUAGCCCAAAGCGCGCGUUGGGUUACGGAGGAGACCAAAUUGAAGCAGUCAUCCCAAUGGAAAAGAGAUCGCCAUAAACUGUUGAGCGGUGACGCUCACCACCCUCCUUCGAAGAAUGAGGUGUUUCUUUUACUUGAAAGAGAAAUUCAAAGGCCGGAAGCAGCCGAAAUCUUCGCCCACCACUGGCUCGGUGCCUGUCUCGUCGUCGACUGCAAACAACGGUGGAAGCAGGUCGGAGGAUUCGGGUGCUGCGAAGCGGCAGAGCAAGUCCUCAGGCUCGGUCUCCUCACAGCGCAGCAUCCCGGAGUUGUAUGAGGAAAGGGCCCACAAUCUGCGUGUUUUUGAGCUCAAGGAGCUCAGGAAUGCUACUAACGAUUUUAGCAGGCUGCUCAAGAUUGGGGAGGGUGGUUUCGGAAGUGUGUACAAAGGUUGGAUCAAGCCUCCUGAUGGGAAGGGAGAUAAUAUUGCCGUAGCGGUGAAAAAACUUAAUCCAAAUGGCUUGCAGGGGCAUAAACAAUGGCUAGCAGAAGUUCAGUUUCUUGGAGUUGUUGGACACCCAAAUCUUGUUAAGCUUAUUGGAUACUGUGCUGUUGAUGGUGAAAGAGGAGCCCAAAGGCUGUUAGUCUACGAGUUUGUGCCUAACAGGAGUCUAGAAGAUCACUUAUUCAAUAAAGCUUACCCUUCUCUUCCAUGGAACAUAAGACUGCAGAUAGCCUUGGGUGCAGCAGAAGGGUUGGUGUAUCUGCACGAGGGUUUGGAAGUUCAGGUGAUAUAUCGUGAUUUUAAGGCAUCUAAUGUGCUAUUAGAUGAGGAAUUCAAACCAAAACUGUCCGACUUUGGGUUGGCAAGGGAAGGACCAACAGCAGGGAACACUCAUGUAUCCACAAUGGUGAUGGGAACUUAUGGGUAUGCAGCCCCAGACUACGUCGAGACCGGCCAUCUUACAGCUAAGAGCGACGUAUGGAGUUUUGGGGUGGUGUUGUAUGAGAUCCUCACUGGUAGGCACUCAACGGAGAGAGACCGCCCAAGAAAUGAACAGAAACUCUUAGAUUGGGUGAAACAAUUUCCUGUCGAGGGCAGGAAGUUUAGCAUGAUUAUGGACCCAAGACUCGAAAAUAAGUAUUCUCUGAGGGCUGCUCGGGAAAUUGCCAAACUGGCUAACAGGUGUCUCUCCAAGCAUGCCAGAGAACGUCCAAAGAUGACAGAGGUGGUAGAAAGUCUAAAACAAGCAAUGCAACAUGAGAAAUUGGAUGGAGAGGUGGAGUCAGUGGAGGGGAAUUCUCCGACCCAUUCAGACGAUGAGAAGAAAACAGAGCAGGAAGCUGGUUUGAAAUCCUCAAGAAGGCGAAUGCUUCACCUUGCUAAACUGAGAGAGAGUGCAAAUGCUGUUGGCAGGAGAAGAUUUAUGCUGAUGAAGGCUGCCAAUCCAACGUAAUCCAUUCUCUGGUGUUGAUUCGUUCUUCCUUCAAAUGUUAUGCUCCAAGAUGAUAAGGUGGUCCUUGUUAGGGUGUGCAUUGGAUCUGGUGCUGAAGUAGAUUCAGGAUUAUUGCCGCAAAUAUCUGAUCUAUAUUUUUUUUGACAAGGUUCAGUAGUUUUGGAGAAUGACUACUUUAAGCUAACAAGAAACGAGGAAAAGCCCUGCAGUAAAAGGAAAGACAACACACAAGGAGAGAACAGAGACAUUCCAGAAGCGGUUGAAACUAGUGUUCACUGUAUUGUAAUCAUUCUUACAGCUAUACGUUGCUCAUAGAUUGCAGGAUCAGAAUCAUCGUUCCCAUCCCCUCUUGCAGAGAAAAACCUUAUUAAGAGUAUCACUUCUUGUAUCUAUAAGCAUUGUUGCUUCUCGAUGCAUAUGUAGUAGUCUCACUUAUAAAUGCAGCUGAUAAAUAGUUGUGCAUUAUGAAGAGGGCUGUUUCAAGAUAUGGGUUUAUAACAAGGGUGCUGUUCCUACCAUAUACAUUGCUUUAAAAAUUUGCUAACGUGCAUGGUUACUUGUGACACCA